AUGGAUGAAGCUUUUUGGAUACUGAAUAGCUACUUUGGCAAGGGAUUCACUACUUUAUUGACAGAAUGCUUCUGUCUGCCUUUCAGACAAAAUAAAUGCCCCGCUGAGAGUGAUGAUGAGGGUGAGGAUUUCAUAAUGGAGCACGAUCAUCAUGUUCUCACACCAGAGGAUCUGAACCAGUUUACCAGUCAAUUUUCUUCCGAAAAUCUUGUUGGAGUCACCGAGUUAGGAAAGCUCUAUCGUGGGAAGAUGCACAUUGGUUCUGAUGUCAAGGAUGUUGCUGUCAAGAUUAUAUAUGAUAAUAAAAACGUGUAUCACUAUACAGGCGACGACACACUGGAAAGAUUUGAGAAUGAACUCAAAAUUUUGCAAGCUUCAAGGAUUAGGGGAAAUCCCAACAUAGUGAAAGUGAUUGGAUAUUGUCGCGGGGAAAAGACCCUGGGGAUCGUUUAUGAUCUAAAUCCACAUGAUACAUUGGAGAACUUAAUUACUCGAGGUGACUUCAAUUGGAUGCAGAGGGUUAAGAUAGCCCUUACAUUAGCUCGCUUGCUUAAUUAUCUGCAUGAUAGGAAAUACCUCAUUCGCAACUUUGCUCCAUAUCACAUUAUGGUUGAUCAGGAUUUCACACCAAUUAUGUAUGAGUUUGGUCUGUUAGUUGGAGGGGUUCUACGUAAUAAAAUCAGUGCAUCGGAUUUUAGAUUGGCUCCAUAUGGCUACAUUGAUGGAUCCCUCGUUACACAUGGUCCUGAUACGUUUACUGUCAGGUCUGAUGUCUUUGCCUUUGGUAUUUUGCUCGUAAAUUUGAUAAGCAAAAGAGUUGUUGUGGAUACAAGAGAUCGAGACGAUGCAAUUAAUAUGUGGGUUUUGAGAGAGUUCAAGUCUGGGCGUUCAGUUGUCCACCAAACUCUUGUGGGUGAUCCAGGUUUUGAUCCUCUCGAUGGAACUAUAAUCACACAACUUGCAAUACAAUGUAUAGAAGAUAAACCAAAGAAACGGCCAAAUAUGAAAGAAGUUAUUGAGUGUCUGGAGACCUUACGUGUUGUGCAAGAGCAUGACAAAGAAGUUAACUCCUUCUAUAGAAACAACUCUAAUUAG
This is a messenger RNA of Solanum verrucosum, 1095 nucleotides long. RefSeq names its product probable serine/threonine-protein kinase PBL15. Lineage: Eukaryota; Viridiplantae; Streptophyta; Magnoliopsida; Solanales; Solanaceae. The record is from RefSeq and is a predicted model, not a curated record. Gene Ontology annotation, biological process: protein phosphorylation. The transcript has 6 exons. Bases 1 to 1095 code for a protein of 364 amino acids. Gene Ontology annotation, cellular component: plasma membrane. Gene Ontology annotation, molecular function: protein kinase activity; ATP binding.